ACAAUGUUUCGUAGGAUGGUGAAGGCGUUUUGUCUCUGGCUGUCAACCCUCCGGGUGGAUUCUUUGAUGUACCCGGCCACCAUAAGCCCCCAAGACCCCACCCUGCUGAUUGGCUCGUCACUCACGGCCAACUGUUCGGUCAGCACCGAAUCGAACCUGAGAGCCGAGGAUCUCUACUGGACCCUGAAUGGCCGGCGGCUCCCAGGGGAGACCUACAAGGUUGUCGGGGCCACCACUCUGAGCGUGACCCUCUCAAACCUGAAUGGAUCCCAGCAGCAAUCGGGGGACAACUUGCUCUGCCAUAGCAAAGACGGCGGCGUCAUCUUGGCUGGCUCAUGUCUCUUUGUAGGACUGAAACCAGAAAAACCAACCAACAUCUCGUGUUGGUCCAAGAACCUGAAAGAUCUCACCUGUAGGUGGACACCUGGCACAGAAGGAGAGACGUACCUCCACACAAACUAUACACUUAAGUACAAACUGAGGUGGUACGGCCGUGACAAUGCUUGCCAGGAAUACCACACGGCUGGCCCAUAUUCUUGCCACAUUCCCAAGGACUUGGCGCUUUUCACACCCUAUGAGAUCUGGGUGGAAGCCUUCAAUCGGCUCGGGUGGGCUGUAUCGGAGCGGGUCAUGCUUGAUAUCGUUGAUGUCGUCACGACCGACCCACCGUCCGAUGUCCACGUGAGCCGCGUUGGGGACCUGGAGGACCAGCUGAGCGUCCGCUGGAGCGCACCUCCGGCCCUCAAGGACUUCCUCUUCCAGGCCAAAUACCAGAUCCAAUACCGAGUUGAGGACAGCUCAGAGUGGAAGGUCGUGGACAACAUGGGCAACCAAACUUCUUGCCGCCUGGCCGGCCUGCGACCUGGCACGGUUUACUUUGUCCAGGUCCGCUGCAACCCCUUUGGCAUCUACGGUUCCAAGAAAGCCGGCGUCUGGAGCGACUGGAGCAACCCGACGGCCGCUUCCACACCUCGGAAUGGACGAACACCGGGUGUCUGUGAGCCGAAAACUGGAGAACACAACAAUACCCUGCGGCGAGAGCUCAAGCAGUUCUUCGGGUGGAUGCGGAAACACGGCAGCUCCUACGGAUGCGCCAACCUGAGCAUUAAAAUGUACGAUCAGUGGCGUGUCUCGCUGCAGAAGUCACACAAAGCGCGGAACCAGGUCCUAUCCGGCGAUAAAUCCUAGCAAAAUGCAAUGGCAAGACAAAGGGAAUCCCUCCAGCCAGCCUGGAUGCUGUGCCCAGCUCUCCGGUCGAGAGGACAACCAAGGGGCUGCAAGAUGAGGCAGAAUCUUGCACCAGAUGGCCACAGAACCCCGCAAGAUGGCAAGCUGCCCCUGCUUCCUGCCCCCAAAUAAACCACAGCCAGGUUCCCCUUCGAGACCCAGCUUUCCUCAUCUCACUGCUUGGCCGUGUGUAAAAACGCCACAUUUGGAAUCAAGCAUUUAUUCCCCCCACACAAAAUUCCCAUUCAAAUUGCCUUAAACUGCCCAGAGAACGUUGGCACGGGGCAGAAUAGAAAUGAAACUAAUUCUAAUAAUGGUGGUGAUGAUGAUAAUAUAAUAAUAAAAAUUUGGGUCAUCCCAGCACAAAGCAGCGACAAUCCCCCCCUCCCGUUAAGCCGAGGAAAAACGAAAUUUCAGUUCACCCCCAAAAUCUGAGAAGAGGAAACUGAUCCCAGCGUUUCGAAAUCUUUGUUUGCGUGCCUGUUCUUUUCAAAAUAAAUUCUUGAUGUGUGGUUUUGUCUUUC
This is a messenger RNA of Varanus komodoensis (Komodo dragon), 1751 nucleotides long. RefSeq names its product cytokine receptor like factor 1 (gene CRLF1). Lineage: Eukaryota; Metazoa; Chordata; Lepidosauria; Squamata; Varanidae. Gene Ontology annotation, biological process: cytokine-mediated signaling pathway. The transcript has 8 exons. Gene Ontology annotation, molecular function: protein binding; cytokine receptor activity. The coding region runs from base 4 to 1188 and encodes 394 amino acids. Gene Ontology annotation, cellular component: external side of plasma membrane. The record is from RefSeq and is a predicted model, not a curated record.